AUGAGCAUGGCGGAUGCGGCUCUCCCGACGCUCGAAGACCUCACCGACCCGCGCGAGUGGCUCGAGGAGGUGGAGGGCGACAAGCAGAUUGGCUGGGUCAAGGAGCAAAACGCCGAUGCGGUCGCGCGGAUCGGAGAGCCGUCCGACAAGCCGCUGUACGGCCGGCUGCUCGAGAUCAUGGAGAGCGACGAGAAGAUCCCAUACAUCGGCCGCGUGCUCAACGGGCUCUACUACAACUUUUGGCAGGACGAGACGCACGUGCAGGGCAUCUGGCGGCGGUGUACGCUCGACGAGUACCGCAAGGCGGAGCCGGAGUGGGAGCUCGUCCUCGACCUCGAUGCGCUGAGCGCGGAGAGCGGCACCGCUGCGUGUGUGUGGGUCGGCGCACCCGCUGGCGCCGCUCCCGAGGCGUCUCCGACUCUCCCUGUAGGCGUCUCGUGGGUGUGGGGCGGCUCGACGCUGCUAGACGAGGGGCCCGGCGUGCGCAAGGACCGGGUGAUGGUCUCUCUCUCGCGCGGCGGAGCGGACGCGAAGGUGUCGAGAGAGUUCGACCUCGACGCGAAGGAGUUUGUGGCCGUGUCAGACGGCGGCUUCGAGCUGCCCGAGGCGAAGAGCCAGCUCUCGUACAAGGACCGCGACACGCUGCUCGUCGGCGGAGUCUUCGGCGACGCGCGGGAGGGCGGGCUUGCGGCUUGGAGGCGGGGCACGCCGCUCGCCGAGGCAACAAAGGUGUACGAGGGCGAGCAGUCGGACGUGUCGGUCGGAGGAUUCGCGUACGAGCUGCGGUACCGCUCGCUCACCUUCUACACCUCCUCGUACGAGCUCAAGGUCGGCGAGGCGGCUUGGGCGCCCAUCCCGAUCCCCGCAGACGCAAACGUCGGCGCCGCCGCCGACGGCCCUGCUCGCACGUUCGCCGACCAGCUCCUCGCGUCGACCGAGACGAAGAACUACCUCGUCCUCUCCUGCCUCGACAACGUCGUGACCGAGUGCCGAUUCUGGAGGUCCCUCAUGCCCUAA
Emiliania huxleyi CCMP1516 is the source of this 1017-nucleotide messenger RNA. RefSeq lists its product as hypothetical. NCBI's taxonomy places the organism in Eukaryota, Haptophyta, Isochrysidales, Noelaerhabdaceae. The coding region runs from base 1 to 1017 and encodes 338 amino acids. Gene Ontology annotation, molecular function: serine-type endopeptidase activity. The transcript is spliced from 5 exons. The record is from RefSeq and is a predicted model, not a curated record.